AUGCACAGCGAGACGCCCGCAACGACCGCCCUGCCGGCGGCUCCGUCCGACCAGGGCCCGCUCAGCGCGGGUCUGACGCCCCGCGGGGCCGCCUUCAGCAUCGAGGCUCUGCUGGGCCUGGGACCCGCAUCACCCGAUUCAUCCACGCCCGCACCUUCCUCCGGCUCCGAGAGCUGCGGCGGCACCGAGGGCCGCCGAAGGCCCGACACCUGCAACGGCGGGGGCCGCCGUCAGGGCUCGGAGCCGCGGCCAAAGCGCGUGCGCACCAUCUUCAGCGCCGAGCAGUUGGAGCGCCUCGAGGCCGAAUUCCAGCAGCAGCAAUACAUGGUGGGACCCGAACGCCUCUACCUGGCCGCUUCGCUGCGACUCACGGAGGCCCAAGUCAAGGUGUGGUUCCAGAACAGACGCAUCAAGUGGCGCAAACAGCAUCUUGACAUGCAGAGGCUCGCCCACGCCGCCUCCAAGCUGCCACCGCUGUGA
Dermacentor silvarum is the source of this 480-nucleotide messenger RNA. Its product is annotated as homeobox protein SAX-1. The record is from RefSeq and is a predicted model, not a curated record. Gene Ontology annotation, biological process: neuron differentiation; central nervous system development; regulation of DNA-templated transcription. NCBI's taxonomy places the organism in Eukaryota, Metazoa, Arthropoda, Arachnida, Ixodida, Ixodidae. Bases 1 to 480 code for a protein of 159 amino acids. The transcript has a single exon. Gene Ontology annotation, molecular function: DNA binding; DNA-binding transcription factor activity, RNA polymerase II-specific.